GACCGCUACGGCUUCAAGAAAGCCUCCCUAUACAUCACGGCGGAACAGUACGAUGCGUGGAACGUGAAUUACACCAUGCACCUCGAACGCAGGCAGAAGAAGUGGCACGCGCUGAUGAAAUCGUACGGCCUCAACACUGAGCAACCUUUCCGCUUCCCGCCCAAGAGCGACAAGAUCAAACGGUACGUGCGUAAGGGCAUUCCGUCUCAUCUUCGCGGGGCGGCGUGGUUCUGGUAUGCCGGUGGGCCCGGCAAGCUGGCGAAAGAUCCAGAUGUGUAUCAGCGGGCGUUGGAGAAGGUGAAGAACGGAGAGUUGAGCGACAACGACAGAGAGCACAUUGAGCGCGACUUGAAUCGCACGUUUCCGGAUAACAUCCGAUUCAAGCCAGAUCCUGUGCCCACGGAGGAGGCCAAGGCAAGCACUGGCGGAGGAGGGAGUGAGGAAGUGCCAAAGCGCAAGAGGAUUCGUCACUCCGUCGAGCCCGAGACGCCCAUGGUGCAGGCCUUGAGAAGGGUACUGCAGGCCUUUGCGGCGCACAACCCACAGAUCGGAUACUGCCAGUCGCUCAACUUCAUCGCCGGUCUGCUCCUCCUCUUUCUAGACCAGGACGAAGAGAAGGCAUUCAUCCUCAUGGACAUCGUAACGACCACCCACCUCCCCGGCACACACGGCAUCGCCCUCGAAGGCGCCAACAUCGACAUUGCAGUCCUCAUGAACUGCGUCAAGGACUCCCUACCCGCCAUCUGGGCCAAACUCGACGACAACGGCGGCUCGUACCUCGCGCAAAACAUCUUCCCAGGAGCGGAAGCCCUCCGCCUCCCGACCAUCAGCCUCGCCACGACAGCAUGGUUCAUGUCUCUCUUCGUCGGCACGCUCCCCAUCGAAUCCGUGCUACGCAUCUGGGACUGCCUCUUCUUCGAAGGCAGCAAAACGCUCUUUCGCAUUGCGCUCGCGAUUUUCAAAUUCGGAGAAAAGGCCGUUCUCGCUGUGCACGACCCCAUGGAGAUUUUCCAGGUCGUGCAGACCAUCCCCCGCAGCAUGUUGGACAUCAAUGCGCUGAUGGAGGUGUGUUUUCGUCGCAGGGGAGGGUUUGGGCAUGUGAGUCAGGGGAUGAUUGAGGGAAGGAGG
Molecule: messenger RNA, 1128 nt
Organism: Neohortaea acidophila
Lineage: Eukaryota; Fungi; Ascomycota; Dothideomycetes; Mycosphaerellales; Teratosphaeriaceae
Product: rab-GTPase-TBC domain-containing protein
Exons: 1
Source: RefSeq, a predicted model, not a curated record